Molecule: messenger RNA, 2183 nt
Organism: Fundulus heteroclitus (mummichog)
Lineage: Eukaryota; Metazoa; Chordata; Actinopteri; Cyprinodontiformes; Fundulidae
Gene: olfm3a
Product: olfactomedin 3a
Exons: 6
Coding region: 247-1620 (457 amino acids)
Biological process (GO): signal transduction
Source: RefSeq, a predicted model, not a curated record
UUUAAAUAUUUCUCCUCUGCUCCAAACUUUUUCUUUUUUCCCCCCCCCUCCUCCUCGGCGCUGCCCCCAGCCAGAGCACCGGGGAACGGUGGGUGUGAUGCCGCUGAACGCGUGGCUGCCGUACCGCUGUCAGAGCUCUCCCUCUGCAGUCCCCCAGCCGUAAAGCCAGAGACGCUGCGAGGCAGCAGCUCCGCGUUCAGGGACCGAGGCUCCGCGGAGGAAAGUGGCCGCCCGGAGUCAGUCAGCAUGCGGGUCCUUCUGAGCGUCCUGUACCCGCUCCUUUCCCUCACCGCGUUCGGACUCUAUCCAUCCAUGACUAUUGGCCCUAAGGAGGGCUGGCAGGUGUACAGCUCAGCCCAGGAUGCUGACGGCCGCUGUAUCUGCACUGUGGUAGCGCCAGAACAGAGCCUAUGCUCCAGAGAUGCAAAAAGCAGACAGCUCCGACAGCUGUUAGAGAAGGUGCAGAACAUGUCUCAGUCCAUUGAAGUGCUGAACCUGCGGACUCAGAGGGAUUUCCAAUAUGUCAUAAAGAUGGAGAACCAGAUGAAAGGCCUGAGGACCAAGUUCAGACAGGUUGACGAUGACAGGAAAUCCAUCAUGGCCAAGAAUUUCCAGGAGCUUAAAGACAAGAUGGACGAGCUGAAGCCAUUGAUCCCCGUGCUGGAGCAGUACAAGAUGGACGCUGCGCUCAUAUCACAGUUCAAGGAGGAGAUCAGGAACCUUUCCGUGGUGCUGACGGGUAUCCAGGAGGAGCUCGGGGCCUACGAUUACGACGAGCUGUACCAGCGAGUCCUGCGACUGGACACCAGGCUCCGAAGCUGCAUGGGCAAACUAACGUGUGGGAAAUUAAUGAAAAUCACUGGACCCGUUACAAUAAAGACAUCUGGAACCCGGUUUGGGGCUUGGAUGACUGAUCCUCUUGCAACAACCCGAAACAACAGGGUUUGGUAUAUGGACAGUUACACCAACAGUAAGAUUGUGCGUGAGUACAAGACGACAGACGACUUUGUGACAGGCGUGGUUUCUCGAACCUACAGCCUACCGUUUAAAUGGGAAGGAACCAACCACAUUGUCUACAAUGGCUCGCUUUACUACAACAAGUACCAGAGCAACAUCAUUGUCAAGUACAGCUUCGAGACGGGCACCGUGCUCGCCCAGCGAGCCUUGGAGUUCGCCGGCUUCCACAACAUGUACCCGUACACGUGGGGAGGAUACUCCGACAUUGAUGUCAUGGCCGACGAACUGGGAAUGUGGGUCGUGUACGCCACCAAUCAAAAUGCCGGUAACGUUGUCAUCUCUCAGAUAGACCCUGACACCUUGCAGGUCCUGAAGACUUGGUACACUGAAUACUCCAAAAGGAACGCAGGUGAAUCAUUCAUGAUCUGUGGGACGCUUUAUAUCACCAACUCUCAUCUGUCAGGAGCUAAGGUGUACUAUGCGUACUCCACCAAGACUUCCACCUACGAAUACAUAGAUAUCCCGUUCCACAACCAGUACUUUCACAUCUCCAUGCUUGACUAUAACGCUAGGGAGAGGGCGCUGUAUGCCUGGAAUAAUGGACACCAGGUAAUCUUUAACGUCACCCUGUUUCAUGUCAUAAAAACUGAAGACGACUCCUAAAUGUGAUCCUUUGCCAACCGCAACUGAAGCACCACUGUUUGUGAUACAAGGACAAGCUAACUAACUGUUUUCUUUCAUCAAAAUUGGACUGUGCUAUCUCUACUUGAACCUUUUACAAUGUGUGGCUCUAUAUUCUUGGCAGAAUUGAGCAUGGACACAAUUGACUUUACAAAAAAAUAGGUAAAGCAUUUUUUUUUUUUUUACAAUUUCCCAUUGCUGCUGAUUAGUCUGGUAUGCCUUAUUUGCAAAGUGUUGGGUUUUCCAGCCAAAAACUCUAAUCUUUUGCAUGAAUGUCAUAAAUUUGUCUGUUGUAAUCUGCUAAGAGGUAGUUGCUUUUGUUGCAGAUUAGAUAUUUGCUUCCAGUGUUUGCUUUGUUUGGAUAUUUAAAGUCUAUUUAAAGUUGUAUUUAACGUUUGAAAGCAACCUACGGGAUAUUUGCCACAAUGUAAAUAAUACAAAUGUUUAAAGUUUUUGUUUGGGAUGACCCUGUAAAAUUAUUAAUGCUAUGAUGUCUCUGUGAAAGAAAGCUGUUUGUAUUUUUUAUAAACAAAACCAUAGAAGAA